Molecule: messenger RNA, 653 nt
Organism: Raphanus sativus (radish)
Lineage: Eukaryota; Viridiplantae; Streptophyta; Magnoliopsida; Brassicales; Brassicaceae
Product: auxin-responsive protein SAUR76-like
Exons: 2
Coding region: 102-485 (127 amino acids)
Biological process (GO): response to auxin
Source: RefSeq, a predicted model, not a curated record
UCUUGGACAUCGACAUCUCUCUCUCUCCUUCUCUAUCCCUUUCGCCGGAAACUCACUCCGACGUACAUUUCUGACUUCAGAUUCUCAAAACCAAAUUUGAAAUGGCGAAAGGAGGUAACAAACUGAUGAAGCUGAAAUCAGUUUUGAAGAAGCUCAACUCGUUCAACACCAAGCCAAACCAGCCACCGGCUACGGCCAAUCACGGUCGAUCCUCCGCUUUGAGUGCAUUUCCCUCAGAAGAACGUCACACUGUCUACGUCGGAAGUACACGGCGUCUGUACCACCUGAGCUCCGACGUUGUGAGCCAUCCGCUCUUCCAGCAGCUAGCGGCGGUUGAUGGUGCAUGCGGCGGCGAGGACGGCUCGAUCGCCGUGUCGUGCGAAGUUGUCUUGUUCGAACAUUUGCUUUGGAUGCUUGAGAACGCCGACGCCGACGAGUCAGGUCUGGAGUCGGUCCACGAACUCGCCGAGUUCUACUCCUGCUAAGUCGUACACGAUAAUUUAGAUUGGAUUAUACAUAUAUACUCGUGGCUCAUCCGGUCAAUGAGUUGACCGGAUUCUGCUGGCGCCUUGUGCAAACACCGAACAAGAUCAUUCUUUUUUUUUGUAAACCGGCUUAACAAGAUCAUUCUUAACAAAAUUUAAACUCUAAUC